Carica papaya (papaya) is the source of this 2223-nucleotide messenger RNA. The record is from RefSeq and is a predicted model, not a curated record. NCBI's taxonomy places the organism in Eukaryota, Viridiplantae, Streptophyta, Magnoliopsida, Brassicales, Caricaceae.
CUCAACAAUCAUUUUGUCUUAAUUUUAUAAGGUUAUAAUUUUUAUUGAGCCUAAUGAACUUCUCAGGUGGCGCCAAUAGGCUUUUGCACCGCCGGAGAUCGUCCGCAGGGACUUUAUUUAUCGGGAAUCGGAGCUGGGAUUGGCGAAAAAUUCUCCCUUCCAUCGGAAGCUAAACGAUCUCAACAAGUACCACGGUACCUCCUCAAUCUCCGCCAGAAUUGGAGGUGACUUAGAAGCAGCGUCAGAUGGGAAAGUGAGGGCAGUGGCUGAGGUUUCGGCGAGGAAGCUUGCCGCAUGCCUUUGACAACUGUGCUUUUCCUUGGAUGGUGGACUCUCUGAUCGGAUCGGCUUCGAGCCUGGAGUAAAGCAUUUGACUACCAUGUUUCCUUAUCAUCGUGCCGGUAGGGACUAUGGUGCAGCGAGAAAGGAUCUGUUACAAACUCCUGUACCAUCCUCUGUAUCUGGUGCAGAAUAUGAAAUCCAGUUCAAGUUUGCAAUGGAGGGCAUGACAAAGUGGGAUCCUAGGUGCUCAAAAACAUCACUCCAGGCUGAUCGCUUGUGGAACCACAUGAGACUUUGAAAUGACCAAGUUCAAACUGUUUAUAGUCUGAUGGCAAAACUUUUGGAGGCUCAAUUGUUCAUUCAUGAGCUUGAAGCCGAACGAGAUUCCUCUAAGAAGAAAGUCCAAUGCUUUUUCAGAAAGCUUAGAGAGGAAAAAGCCUCAUUGAAGAACAGAGAAAGUAUAAAAUUGGUGCAGUUAUUAGAAUUGGAGCUUGUCAAUUCUAAAUUGAUCAGGUUGCUUGCUGUGGCGAAAUUUUCUGAGAAGAAGUUGAUGCAAGAUUUUGAUGAAGCAAAAAAUGCCAGAAACUUAUUGGGUGAAAUUUUUAAUGAACUAGCUAAGAAAGUAAGAGAAGAUGAGAUUGAAAUUGAAGCAUCAAAAAGCAAGUUGAUAAAGCUAUGUGACGAGGUGGAAGGAAGGAAUAUGCUGCAGAGGGCUGAGGUUUGGCGUGAAGAGUGUGUGCAGAUGAAGCUGAUUGAUAAAAAGUUGGCUCUUGAAGAUAAAUAUAGUCAGAUGCACAAGUUAGUAACUGACCUGGAAACCUUUCUGAGCUCAAGAAGCACUACCAUGGAUGUAAUGGAGUUAAGAAAAGCUGAGCUAAUCAGGCAGGCAGCAAAAUCAGUAAUUAUUCAGGAUAUGAAGGAAUUUUCAUAUGCUCCCUCAAAAUCAGGGGAUAUCUACUCAGUACUCGAAGAAAUCUAACAAAUGAAAGCUAGUAAAAAGGAAGUUGAAGGAUAUGAUAAUCAUAGCCCUUCUUGUGGUCCUUCUAGUCACCAGAAUGUGAAUCCCGAGAUAAGUGAUUUUGAUGAUGACUCAGUGCUGAAGCAUUCCAAUUAUUUCUCUAGCUAUAACGCUUUCGAAGAAGAUUUAAGCUGGAAAACUACUAGUCACUCGAAGGAUCAGGAUUCAACUUAUUCCCAUGAAAAGAGUGAACCCUUGAUGAACAGGGUUAACCAAGGCAGGAUGUUUUACUAGAUGGAAAAGAAUCUGAUGAGAAUAGAAUUGAGAAUUCUCCAAAGACCGAGAUCAUUGAAGUCUGCUUAGUUUCAGGAGAACAGUCAAAACAGAAAUCAUCUUCUAUAUCUAGGCAUCAGAGAGUAUCCUCCUGUGAUAGGGAUAGAUAGAAGGCUUUCAAAUGGGACAAUUCCUACCCUGGACAAAAUUUUCUAUUCAUAGGAAGUCAGCUAAUGAUGGUGGCCCAGGACUGGGAUCUGACUGGGUGUUUGAGCUCACCUGCCUGGGCAAAUCACACAUAAACCAAGGGAUAAAGGGGGAAACUGAAUGGCCACAAGGCACUCAAGGAACGGUUCAAGGCAUCCAAGAUGUAGAGCCAGAAAAUUCAGUUGCAUAAUCUCCUUAGAUGAGUUAGACGGAAGGCAUUCUCCUGAUUUCAUUAUGUGAUGUCAUUCCAUACACUGUAAAAAAUACAAUAGUUAUUUUCCGGUGAGCUGUCUCUUUGGGUCCAUUCUUCUUCCCUUCAUGAUUAGUCUGCUUAGCUUGGUAAAAAGUUAUUUCCAUCACUUGCCAAACUCUCGCUUACAGAGUUACGUUCCUGGUUCCAAUUCCAGAAUUUAUUUUACUGUGAGCAUAUUAUACUUCCGGUAUGGUCAUUAAUAUGAACAGAAGUUUUGUACACCUGACAACUUAAAUGAUAAUUUAUUACA